Molecule: messenger RNA, 552 nt
Organism: Macrobrachium nipponense
Lineage: Eukaryota; Metazoa; Arthropoda; Malacostraca; Decapoda; Palaemonidae
Product: collagen alpha-4(IV) chain-like
Exons: 1
Coding region: 1-552 (183 amino acids)
Source: RefSeq, a predicted model, not a curated record
AUGGGAUGGGCAGGCGGGGCCCGACACGGGUCCCUGGGACUGAAGGGUGGGCGGGGCCCACACGUGUCCCGGGAUGGGUGGGCGUGGCCCGCUACGGGUCCUGGGACGGGAUGGCAGGGCCUGCCACGUAUCCCGGGAUGGGCAGAGGGGCCUGCCACAGGUCCCAGGACGGGUGGGCAAGGCCAGCCACGGGUCCUGGGACAGGUGGGCAGGGCUCCCCACAGGUCUCGGGACAGGUGGGCGAGGCCUGUUAUGUGUCCCGAGACGAGCGGGUGGGGCCUGCCAUGGGUCCCAGGGCGGGGCGGGCAAGGCCCGCCACACAUCCUGGGACAGGCAGGUGAGGCCCGCCAUGGGUCCCGGGACGGGCUGGCAGUUCCCUCCACAUGGCCCAGGAUGGGCGGGCCAGGCCCGCCAUGUUUCCUGGGAUGGGCAGGCGUGGCCCGCCACGGGUCCGGAGACGGGCGGGUGAAGCCAGCCAUGAGUACCGGGAUUGGUGCGCAGGGCCCGCCACGGGUCUCAGGACGGGCGGGCGGUGCCUGCAAUGGGUCCUAG